CUUUGUCACACCUUCUGUUCCAUGUAUUUCUUUGCAUUCACAUGCGACAACUGAAUUCAAAAUAAUCAGGCAUAAUAGCAAUGGAGCAUGACGUGUCUGCAGAGACAAUUGCUACUUUUAGCGCGCUCCGAGGCCCUGCCUCGUCCCUCAUGACUCUUUCUUCGAUUGAUGCAUCGAAUGCUCAAGAGGCUACUCAAAAUCUCAACAUAAUCCACACAGUACUCACUUCCAUGGCUGUUCCGGAAUUACAUUUGACCAAACAACUGAUCGCGUACACGCAGCAUGCUCUCAAUCAUGUUCUGCGGCUAUGUCAAAAAUUUAUGCAACUCGACAAGCGGUUUGAUUUCUUAGUUGAGGCAUGGUGUCGAUGCCUUGAAUUUCUGCUUAAAUUGCCAGAUGGAUAUGCUUUUGUCAUGGGUGCCAACUGGCAGUAUAGUCAGCUAUUGUUUGAUGUCCUGUUCAGGGCUGUAGAUGGGCUGCCUGUCAGACAUGUGAAGGAAAAGGAACAGGGACAGGAACAAGGACAACAUCAAUUCUCAUCUGUACGGAGGCAUGACCCUACGGCUCUCCCAAAAGAUAGGAUGGCAGAUGAAGUUCGGCUAACUGCACUUCGAUGUCUUGUUUUGGCUUUGCCGCUCAACAAGGAUGUGCCCACGGUCUCUAGUGAAUCGAGUACUACCCUUGAAGUCGCAGACACCUUAUUUGAAGUUGGCGAUAGACAAUAUAGAACUGACAAGGAUAAAGUGGUUCGGGAUCACCUUUUGGAGCCAGCGAACAAUUCUACUCUUGGUCAAAUGCUAGUUAUUCUCCUUACUGUCUCAAAAGAUGCAGAUUUGGUUCAACUACGUCGAAUGGCAUUGGAAGGUAUCAUGAAGCUUUUGAAAUGUUUAGAAACGCCAGAGCGCAUCGCAACGUGGUUUCCAGGAUUAGCAGCUGGUCUGACAGAAACUAUGUUGAGACGGGGACACAAAGAGAAUCAUAGCGUAUUGGUGAAGUCACUGGACAUUUGGACUUAUUUGCUCUCAAUUCUCCUUAAAGACCAAGAGAAUUCAUCAAAAUCUCAACUAGUAGAGGCAGUUGCCGGUGGGUCUGGUUUGGGGCAGACAUUGAUGAGCAUGUAUAAGGACAAGGCAAAGUUGAAAGUCGAGAUUACAGAUCAGAAUCAUCAGUCGUCAGUAAAGUCUCAAUCACCUAUGAUAUAUAGAUCAGAAGAGUGGAUGAAAAAGACAAAUAAGGGACUCAGGACUUUAUUCAAGCAGCUUGCGCCGCUCAGAGCACACUCACAUUGGAUGGUUCGGUUCAAAUUCGGAGAGAUGGCGUUUACUGUCAUGAGGAACUGUCAACAAACACUUGCUGCGUGCGAGGGCUUAGGAAUAGGAAGCAAUGUAUCCGGAAUUACUUCGUUCUUGUUAGAGACUUUGAUUAGUUGUACACAGGACGAGUACAGGGAUGUUUAUGAGCCCGCGAGGGUGUAUUUAGGUGAACUGAAUGAGGAACAUGCAAACCCUGAGCUCACGAGCACAGCCAAAGAGAUCCUCCGAGAGAAAUUGAUGGUUCUACCUCGAAUACUGCAUGCUAUCGACGAAUCAAAGAAGCAGAACGCAAUUCGACUAGCACAGGGAUUAGCUCUUUUUAUUGGCAACCAAACGGAAUCGCUAAUCAACUACCAGACACUCCCAUCGUUCGUCCAACCGUGGCUCAACGCCCUAACUAUUGAGCAGUUGGACCAACAUAACAUGGAUGAGCGAAGGGGAAUCCUUGGGAGCGUUGAAUCGGCCAAUUUAAAACCCAACACUGGAGAUAACGAUCAGGAACAGGCUCGUUGGAACGCAUGGGUGCAGUCACAUAAAGGCUCUGGCCGUAAAUUCGGAUUUCCCCGAAGAAUCCAUGUUCAUCUAAGAGAGCAGUCAACCGCCAAUGCCUUCAUGGGGCUGUUGCGCCAAUUAGGAUCGACUGUAGAGAUCGACAUGUGGACAGAGGAGCUGAUUUCCCGCCUCCAACAGGAUUGUCGGAGUGUUCGAGAGAGCUUGGGCUGGUUCGAUACUGGAACUGUCUCAAGUGUGCUUAUGAUGAACCACCUACUCCUCGGAGCUCAUGGCAUUGGACUCGCGACCUUUGGAAAGUUAAAUAUCCAUAAUCACUUGACCAAGCCUAAAAAGUCCUCGUUACAGCGGAAGCAUCAACGACAUGUUAGAAGGGCAGCCAGAGGCGUCCUGGAAGAGUACUUGGCCGCCAUGGUUGAGUGCUCACAAAUGUCACUUGAUGCCAGGGAAAGGCAGGAGGCGAGUGACCGGGUAAUGUCCUCAACAGAUAAAUCAGUUCGUGCUAGAAAGCUUGCUCUUGCAAAGCUUUUCAGCAUGGAAAAUGAGGAUUACGACAUUGAUGCACCGGAGGCUCAAAUUUAUGACUAUAAUAUGGACAUCAUGUUGAAGUGUUUGCUCCUGGAAGGUAUCGCCUCCAUUGCCGUAGUCUUGGGAGGUACAGAAUUUGAGAUGGAGCUGGUUCGAGUUCUUUAUAUUUUGUUAGAGCACCUUGGCGAUCAGGAUUCAACAUUAGUAAGAGACACUGCUGAAGCAACGCUGGAGCAUGUGGCAUUUGUUUGUCACUACGACUCUAUUGGAGACUUAAUUCAAGCCAACUAUGACUAUGUAAUUCAGCAAGUAUCACAACGGAUUGCGUUCUUGAGCUCUAACCCAAAGACACCACAGGUUUUGUGGGCUCUGAUUCGUGUCGUGGGAUCGCCUGCUGUUUCCAUGCUGGAGGAUUCUGUCACAGAAAUUUUUGGGGCCUUAGACCACUGGAAGAAUCAAGAAGAUCAAGUUGGUGAAGGAUUGUUGAAGUCCUUGGGCGAGAUCGUGAAGGUUAUGGCGCAAGAUAUGUCUUUUCAAAAUACAACAUCUGAAGGCGGUACAGCAGGAUCGAAGCGUGAUUCUGGUGUUUUAAUGUCGCCAGGAAUUGAAUUUUCAGAGAGGGAUAAACCAUCUGCAGAGGUGGCUGAAUUCGCUAAGAAAUAUCGUAUUAUGGUUCACGGAACGAAUGAUACCAAUGAGGAUGCAGAGAAGCUGAGGAAAGAGACUGAGGAUAUGACGCCAGAAGAAAUAAAAAAAUAUUUCAUGAAGCUCGCCAAAGACGCCAAGGAGGAUGAAGAAAAGAAAUUUGGGGAGCGAGUCAAUGAAGGUGAUGUGUUGGCAGACGAUGAUCAGGAUGACGAGAAUACAAUGUCAUUUGGAGAUUUGCGUGCCAAAUUGCCCAAGCCUUCUAAAGAAGCACAACCGGAUCCAAUUACUAAACAUCAAGCGCUCUGUCUUCGGAUCCUGGACAAAGCUGGUUAUUUCCUCACAACAUCUUCUCCACGUAUGCGCAUCUUAGCAUUGGAGAUCAUUCAAUCAUCAAUAAUUGUUCUUAAGGAUCGGCCGCAAGAGCUCCAUCCUGCAAUCCAUGCAUUCUGGCCUUCGAUUGUAGGCCGUGUCUUGAAACGGUCAGAGAUGGAAGUGUUUUAUGUCAGCUUAAGAGCAAUCGAGGUUGUGACACUGUUGGCAGAAAAUUGUAGCGAUUUCUUGGGACGACAUCUAUUGGACGACAUAUGGCCGUUCAUUAUAAAGGCACUACAGGCUUGGACAACGAAGAAGCAAGCACCAGGCAUGAACAACAAGGCGCGAGUCAGGAUUACCUCCAAACAACAGCAGGACCACAAACAGAAGCAACGCUUACAGGGUCGACGUGAAGCAUCAGCAAAGGUAUAUACACUGGAACACCGACUACAGAUGACAACACUAGAAAGCGUAGCCAAGAUUGUUUGCAAGGUGCGGAUACCUGUGCGGGACCUAUGGGACAUGCUCUUGCUGGCAAGAGACAUGAUGCUGGAUCACCAUUGGACACUGCAUUGGGAUGUUCGUAUGGCAGCAUCAGAGGCGAUAAAAAGUAUGGCUGUGGCUGGACAUGGAGAUGCUGUUUAUGUGGCUCUAAAUGAGGUCAUAGAGGGCUCAAACGAGGUAGAGGUGAAUGAGAAUAGUGAAGUAGAGAAGGAGAAGGAGGAAGACGAGGCCGUCAAGAUGUGUCAAGAUAUCAUAUCGUUCAUGGAGA
Lobosporangium transversale is the source of this 4083-nucleotide messenger RNA. RefSeq lists its product as hypothetical. NCBI's taxonomy places the organism in Eukaryota, Fungi, Mortierellomycota, Mortierellomycetes, Mortierellales, Mortierellaceae. The transcript has 2 exons. Gene Ontology annotation, biological process: chromatin remodeling. The annotation marks the transcript as partial. Gene Ontology annotation, cellular component: cytoplasm. The record is from RefSeq and is a predicted model, not a curated record.